AUGCUAUCUAGGGAACGGGCGCGCGGUGCAUCAGCCGGGGACGCACCAAAUCCGCUUAGCACGGUCAGUGGCGCUGGCAGCCCGUUUGCCGUUGCAAAAGACCUUAAUGGAUUUUUCAUGUCGAUUGAACACGGCAUAGGUAAUAUAACCUUUAGGUUUGAACAGACUGUAGUAGUAGUACAGAGGCAGUUAGUCGUCAUGUCGACGGCGACCCUGCCGGUGGUCAUUGCAUUAAUUGUUUUCGCCCACGGUGCAAAGGAGAAGCCUGAACUCAGUGAGGACAUCCAAGAAAUAAUCCGGCACGUUCACAACGAGUGCGUUGGUAAGAUCGGGGUUGCUGAGGAGGAUAUAACGAAUUGCGAAAACGGCAUAUUUAAGGAGGACACUAAGUUGAAGUGCUACAUGUACUGUUUGCUGGAAGAGGUCAGCCUCCGUGUGGUACCUCUAACGUCGUUUGCGCCGAUGCUACGGUCGGCCCGGCUGGCGGCUGUCGACGGGGCGCAUUCGGCGCAGCCGGCGGCAGUUGCGUAUAGUAGCGAGAUUGCGCACGGGGUGCGGCGCAUCACCCCCUGCUCGCUCGGC
Iphiclides podalirius (scarce swallowtail) is the source of this 582-nucleotide messenger RNA. The record is from the annotation of a GenBank genome assembly. Lineage: Eukaryota; Metazoa; Arthropoda; Insecta; Lepidoptera; Papilionidae.